AUGGACGACGGCGACGGAGCCGACCACAUGGAUCAGUUCCACCGCAACGAGGCCAUCUCCGCCGUCGCCGACGACGGCUUUCUUGCCGAGGAGGACGACGACUACGAGGACCUUUACAACGAUGUCAAUGUCGGCGAGGGGUUUUAUCAGUCUAUGAGAAAGAACGAGGCGGCGGUGGCGGAGGAGAAGAAGGUGGACUUGCCGGAGGUCUCGGCCGCCCAGCUACAUCAAGGGGCUCCGAUACCGAGUUCCGGAGGGGGUGCUGGGUUUGGGAAUCAGAAUCUAGGGUUUAGAGGGAACGAGAUGAAAGGGCCGGUUGGCGGUGGAGGUGGGAUGAGGAUUGAAUUAGGGCAAGCGUCGAGUAAAUUGAAUGAGUUUGAGCAGCAAAGUGGGGCUCAAGGGAUGGGUGCUCAGCAGCAACAAUUACAACCGCAAUCGCAGCCUCCGCAGCAACAGUUACAUGGUGGUGGUGCUGCUGGGAAUGUGGGAAAUGAGGGUUUCUUGAGGCAACCUGGUGGUGUCGGAGGGGGGAAUGUGAACGGUGUCGGUGGGAAUAGUGGUCCGGGAGGAGGAUUCGGUGGAGGUGCUGCUGGUGGGGCGACAUUGUAUGUGGGGGACUUGCACUGGUGGACGACAGAUGCAGAGCUGGAGGCAGAGUUGUGCAAGUAUGGACAAGUGAAGGAAGUGAAGUUUUACGAAGAGAAAGCCAGUGGGAAGUCUAAAGGAUAUUGCCAGGUAGAUUUCUAUGAUUCUGCUGCUGCCAUGGCCUGCAAGGAGGGAAUGCAUGGGCAUUUGUUAAAUGGGCGGCCGUGUGUUGUUGCUAUAACAACACCAUAUAGUGUUAAGAGAAUGGGGGAGGCUCAAGUGAAUAGGAACCAACAGGUAUCCCAAACUGCACAAGUUCAACCAAGGAGGGGGCCUAAUGAUGCUGCUGGGAAUAAAGCUGGUGGGAGUGCCAUUACGACUGGUGGGAAUUAUCAAGGUGGGGAUAAUAACAACAGAGGUUAUGGGAGAGCUAACUGGGGCCGAGGUAAUUCUCAGGGUAUGGGAGGUAGAGGUCCAGGUGGUCCAAUGAGGAAUAGGGGUGGGAUGAGUGGCAGAGGUAUAAUGGGGAAUGGUGGAAAUGGGUUUGGGCAAGGUAUUGGUGCAACCCCUCCUUUGAUACACCCUCAGUCAAUGAUGGGUCAGGGCUUUGAUCCAGCUUUUGGGGCUCCAAUGGGAAGAAUGGGGAGUUACGGAGGCUUUCCAGGAGCUCCACAGCCUCCUUUCUCAGGGAUGAUGUCUUCAUUCCCACCUGUGGGGGGUGUUGGGCUGCCUGGAGUAGCCCCUCAUGUGAAUCCUGCAUUUUUUGGACGUAUGCCCAUGAGUGGAAUGGGAAUGAUGCCAACAUCAGGUGUUGAUGGGCCUAAUAUGGGAAUGUGGCCAGAUCCUAGUAUGGGGGGUGGAUGGCCUGGUGAGGAGCAUGGUGGUGGCAGAGCUGGGGAGUCUAGUUAUGGUGAAGAAGCUGGUUCUGAUCAUCAAUAUGGUGAGGCUAGUCAUGAUAGAGGUGGGUGGCAGAAUACCAUGAAGGAGAAAGAUAGAGGUUCAGAGAGGGACUGGUCUGGAUCUUCUGACAGGAGGUAUCGGGAAGAUAGGGACCAAGGGUUUGACAGAGACAUGCCGAGAGAAAAAGAUGUGGGUCAUGACCAUGAAUGGACUGAAAGAAGGCAUCGUAAUGAUGUAGAUGUUAAUCGAGAGAGGGACAGAGAGCGUGACAGAGAGCGUGACAGGGGUCGAGAACGUUCUCGAGAUCACGAUCGUGAAAGGUACAGGGAAGAUAGAGAAAGAUAUGCUGAUCAUCAUAAAUACAGAGAUCGUGAAAUGGUCCACCAGGAUGAAACUGAGAGGGGGCGGUCAACAAGGACUCAUAGUAAGGCACGCUUACCUGAAGAUGAUGACCGUCGUUCAAGAUCUAGGGAUCGCCGUUCAAGAUCUAGGGAUGUUGAUUAUGGGAAGAGGCGGCGGCUUACUUCUGAGUAACUCUUUCUUUUGGUUAGUUCCUUGAGAAAGAAAGAAAUGUGAAAGAAACUUUUGGCCUGCCACGCUCGUAGGACUGUGUUUGGAUCCUUGUUUCUUUAAUGGCUGCGCUGCUUUCUCUUCCUUGCUUCUACAUAACAGGAGUGCAAUUUAAAUCUUGUGUGGCCAAAGAGGUAUGCUGGCAUGCUUAUUGGAAUUAUGUUGAAGCUGUGAACUAGGAAGUAGAGUUGCCUUAAAGAUGAAGAGGAUACCUUUAACAUUCAAGGGCGCAUGGUUUUUCCCUUUCUCUGCUUGGAUGUAGAAGCUGAACUCUCGCUUUUAGUUUUAGCUUUGUUUUGCCUUUUUAAUGUUUAACUCGCGCUUAAUGAAAUUAGAUGUUGUGGAUGUUGUUAUGGCCUGAAAUUUGUUGGCAGAGUCUAAAAUGUAGUAGAUUUUGAAUGUGAUAUUUGAUUGUUGUAAUAGGAUCUAAUAUGCCGUUUUUUAAUUGG
Fragaria vesca subsp. vesca is the source of this 2504-nucleotide messenger RNA. RefSeq lists its product as uncharacterized. The record is from RefSeq and is a predicted model, not a curated record. Lineage: Eukaryota; Viridiplantae; Streptophyta; Magnoliopsida; Rosales; Rosaceae. The transcript has 2 exons. The coding region runs from base 1 to 2019 and encodes 672 amino acids. Gene Ontology annotation, cellular component: mRNA cleavage and polyadenylation specificity factor complex. Gene Ontology annotation, biological process: mRNA alternative polyadenylation. Gene Ontology annotation, molecular function: mRNA binding.